AUGGUUCGCGUUAUCAUUAAAGGUGGUGUAUGGAGGAAUACGGAGGAUGAAAUCCUUAAAGCUGCUAUUAUGAAAUAUGGAAAGAAUCAAUGGAGUCGUAUAGCAUCGCUUUUGCAUAGGAAAUCGGCAAAGCAGUGCAAGGCUCGCUGGUACGAAUGGUUGGAUCCUGGGAUUAAAAAAACAGAAUGGUCACGAACGGAAGACGAAAAAUUAUUACAUUUGGCAAAACUUAUGCCAACACAGUGGCGAACAAUUGCACCAAUAGUUGGGCGAACAGCUGCUCAGUGUUUGGAACGCUACGAGUAUUUACUGGAUGAGGCACAGAAAAAGGCAGAACAAAUGGAUGAAAGUGAGGAUCUGAAUGAUGCUAGGAAAUUAAGGCCAGGUGAAAUAGACCCAACACCUGAAACGAAACCAGCAAGACCUGAUCCAAUUGAUAUGGAUGAAGAUGAGCUUGAAAUGCUUUCUGAGGCUCGUGCAAGAUUAGCGAACACACAGGGCAAAAAGGCAAAACGUAAGGCGCGCGAAAAACAGCUUUCAGAAGCUCGUCGUCUUGCUUCGCUGCAGAAACGACGUGAAUUGCGUGCUGCUGGUAUUCCAUGGGGACAACAUAAAUUUCAGCGCAGAAAUCCUUUGUAUCUUGAUUAUAGUGCAGAGAUUCCAUUUGAAAAACCUGUACCACCGGGAUUUUACGAUCCAGCAGAAGAUAAAUUUGAAAAAGACACGACAUUCAAGAAACAGACUCGAGCCGAAAUUGAAGGUGUUCGGCGUGAUGAUAUCGAAAAUGAGGAACGUAAGAAGGACCGCGAGAAGGCUGAGGGUAAUCCUGAAUCAAUUUUUGAACAGAAGGUUGAAAAGAAACGUUCAAAACUUAUUUUACCAUCACCACAAAUAUCGGACAAAGAAAUGGAAGAAAUCGUCAAGAUUGGACAAGCAACAGAUACCAUUCGCGAAUUUAGUGAUAAUAAUCCAACAAGUACACUUUUGCACGAUUAUCAGAUGCCAAUACAUGAAAAUACUGCUCGAACAGCACGCACUCCAUCGAUGUACGCCGAUGCUUUGCAAAAGGAAGCUGAAAAUCUACUUACUCUACAGAAUGCUUCAACACCAUUGAAAGGAGGUGUAAAUACUCCUCUGCAUGAUCUAAAUAUGCAGUCAGCUUUACCACAGGAUCGUUUUGUUGCUACUCCGAAUACUGUCCUCUCGAAUGUUGCAACUACGCCUUCUUCUACUUUACAAAGAACACCCGGGCAAUCAGAACCUGCUACACCAUCCAGUACACCAUUUCGAGAUCAACUAAGUAUCAAUAAUCCGCAAUUAUCGUAUGAUUCGCGCAGUGAAUUAAAAAAAGCACUGAGUUCUUUACCAGCACCUCGAAAUGAAUUUGUCAUCAUGGUACCACCGGAAGAAACGGAGGCAUCACAGGAGGAAAAAACUGAAUGGAUAGACGAUGCCAGUGAUAUAGAUGCUCAAAGAGCUGAAGAGUGUGAAUUGUUACGUAUUCAGAAAUUGAAAAAAGAAUCCCAUGUUAUACAACGUGGAUUACCAAAACCAUCAAAAAUUAACGAACAAAGUUUCAAACCAAUUUCGAGUAAGAGUGAUAUUGGCAAGGCAGAUGAUGUGAUUAAAGCGGAAAUGUUUGGUAUCCUGAAGCAUGAUGUCAAUGAAGAUCCAAUCGAUGAUAUCUCUCUAGAAGAUAUAGAGGAAGCAGAAAAAAUGAUACAAAAUGAAUUACGACCGGAAGAGCAUGCUACUUUGAACGCAAAUCUGUGGGCUGUUAUUGAACAGUGUUCAUCGGAGCUGAUCUUAGCACAAAACAAAUUUACUCGCUUAGGCGUUUUGCCUAAAAAGGAUCAAAUUGAUGCUCUUUCAGCUAAAUUCCAGCUUUAUCGAGAUUGGAUGAAUACACGUGCAAAAAAAACAUCAAAAAUGGAGAAAAAAUUGAAAGUGAAACUGGCUGGUUAUCAGAGCAUCGGACAGCAUUUGAUAAAACUAAUCGAAGAAGUAAGAGCGGAAUUGGAAGCAUGUAAACGUGAAAAAGCUACGUUUGAAUUGUUGGAGAAGAACGAGGAGAAAGCAAUUAGAAAACGGCUAAACAAACUUAUGGAAGAGGUCACGCAGCAAGAAAAACGAGAAAAAGAGUUGCAAAAACACUACGAUGAACUGAUGCAAGAGAAGUGGAAUAUUGGGCAAGCACUUGUGCGAUUGGAUGCGACAAUUAUUGCCCAGCCUAUUACAUAUCAGUGA
Acanthocheilonema viteae is the source of this 2247-nucleotide messenger RNA. The record is from the annotation of a GenBank genome assembly. NCBI's taxonomy places the organism in Eukaryota, Metazoa, Nematoda, Chromadorea, Rhabditida, Onchocercidae.